Messenger RNA from Peniophora sp. CBMAI 1063, 1446 nucleotides. The record is from the annotation of a GenBank genome assembly. Lineage: Eukaryota; Fungi; Basidiomycota; Agaricomycetes; Russulales; Peniophoraceae.
AUGACUGUUGCGACUCAGAACGGCCGGGCGGCCGACGAAGAGACGCCGCUGCUCGAAACGCAGCACAAAAAGCCGACGCCGAUCCCAUGGAAGCAGGUCUCGCUGGUGAUGCUCAUUCAAGCGGGUGAGCCGCUCACCAGCCAGGUCAUCUACCCUUUCGCUCCUGAGUUUGUUCGCCGUGUCGGCAUCACUGGGGGUGACGAGAGCAAAGUGGGCUUCUAUGUUGGACUUAUACAAAGUAUAUUCUUCGGCACACAGGCGCUUACUGUCCUCCAUUGGAGUCGAUUGUCAGACAUCAUCGGUCGGCGACCUGUCAUCCUUCAGGGACUCUUUGGGCUUUCGUUAUCCAUGUACUGUUUCGGUUUGUCACGAACAUACUGGGGCGCGGUUCUAAGCCGGAGUCUCAACGGUGCGCUGAACGGCAACAUCGGUGUCAUGAAGGGCUGCAUCGCAGAGAUCACCGACUCGUCGAACCUCGCAACGGUGUACGGUCUUCUUCCUAUCGCGUGGGCUUCCGGCGGCACUCUCGGUCCGGCGAUAGGCGGUUGGCUCUCGCGCCCGGCCGAGCGCUACCCUAGCGUCUUCGGCCACUCCGAGUUCCUCAAGACCUACCCGUACUUCCUGCCCUGUGCCGUCCCGGCGACGUUCACGGCCUUUGCAUGGUUGAUAACGUUCCUGUACUUUCGAGAGACGAAGCAGAACCCGACGCCGAUACGUGAGCUGUUCGGCCGCAAGGACAAGGCGCUGGACGAGGCCGAGCGCUCUGAUGUGCCCGACAGCGAGAGGCCCGUGGCGUUUCGGUCGUUGCUCGUAUGGCGCGUGCUGAUCGGCGCGAUCAACUACACCUCGUUGAGUCUGGUCGAUAUCGCGUAUCGCGCCGUGCAGCCGCUAUUCUUCAGCACGCCUAUCGAGCUCGGCGGGCUCGGGCUCCCGCCGCCUAUGAUCGGGAAUAUCAUGUCGAUAUUCGGUAUCCUCAAUGGUGUCUUCCAGAUCUUGCUGUUCGCGAAGAUACACAAUCGGUUCGGUACGAAGAACGUUUUCUUUGCCGGGAUCCUGAGCUCUGUGCCCAUCUUUGCGCUCUUCCCCAUCAUGAAUGAGCUGGCGAUGCGUGAGGGAGGCAUGAAUGCUGCCGUUUGGUUCGUUGUGGCCCUUCAGACGAGUCUGUCCCUUGGGAUCAGCUUGUGCUAUGGUUGUAUCUUCAUCUUCAUCACUGCCUCUGCGCCGAAUAAGGCUAGCCUGGGCAGCGUGAACGGAAUCGCGCAGCUCAUGGUGUCCAUCAUCCGUACCAUCGGUCCCGCCAUGGCCAAUUCGCUCUUCUCGCUCUCGGUCAAGCACAAGUACAUGGGAGGCUACAUGGUCUACUAUGUCCUCAUCGCGAUAUCUCUGGCGUCGUUGAUACUGGCAGCUAUGCUGCCCCGUCAGGUCUGGCGUCACGAGAGCAAGUGA